AUGGAGUUAGUAAAACAGCCUGAUAUUCUGCUGCCACCUCUCGACACAAUUCCCCUAAAUGUUGUUCCCAUAAGAAUGGUGCCACCAAAAGAAUCGCCAGUGAUGGAAAUAGUGAAGCCUAAAGCUGCUCCGGUGAUCAGCCACCUGCCCGGAUUGAAAGGGAGAAGAGUGUGUUUGUUGACGAAUCUUUUCAAUGUCACAGUCGCCAGAGCUAUAGAUGACUUAUAUCACUAUGAUAUAUCGAUCUUUCGUGAAGAUGGUAGUGAGAUUACUAGUAAAAAUAUUAAGAGGGCUGUGGUUGAAGAACUCUCUGGCUCUGAGAUGUAUAAACAAGAGCUAUCAGGGAAAACACUUGUUUAUGAUGGUGUUGGAAGCUUAUUCACUCUUGGCCCACUGCCACAGAACAAUCUUGAGUUUUCUGUUGUGAUGGUUCGGAAAAGUAUUAGGAAAGGCAGCAGUGUUGGAGGCGAUGGGAGCCCAAACGGGAAUGAUCAGAAGAGGCAGAAGAUUGCGUUUCAUUCCAGAGCAUUCAAAGUGGAGAUGAGAUUUGCCUCUCAAAUCUCAAUGAAAUCCUUCAAUGAGAGAAGCUUGAGAGUCUUGAAUACUAUUCUGCAGCAGCAAGCAAGUAGAAAGGGCUGUCUCGUUGUUGGCCAAUCGUUCUUUCUCCACGAGCAAUCAAACUAUAUCGACUUAGGUGGUGGCGUUCUUGGAUGUAGAGGUUUCUUUUCGAGCUUCAGGGCUCUUCAGGGUGGAUUGUUUCUGAAUCAUGACAUGUCUAUGACGACAACCAUACAAUCAGGUGCAGUGGUUGAUUUCCUUUUGAGCAACCAAAAUGUGAAAACUCCCUUCAACAUUGAUUGGAGUAAGGCUAGCCGGACAUUAAAGAAUAUGAGGAUCAGAGUGAAACAUUUGAAUCAGGAGUUCAGAAUCACAGGGCUAAGUGAAAGAUCUUGCAAAGAACAGAAAUUUCCUUUGGAGUUGAGAGGAGCAAGUGACUCUAUUGACGGUGUCAAAACAAUUCAGACUACGGUUUAUGACUACUUCGUCACUACGCGUACAAUUUCACUGUGUUAUAGUGAAAAGUUACCUUGCAUCAACGUUGGGAAGCCUAAUAGAGCUAUCUAUUUCCCAGUCGAGCUUUGUUAUCUGGUACCUCUACAGCGCAACAAGAAUGAAUUAACCGUCUAUCAGAGAACUGCAAUGGUGACUAAAUCUAGCCAAAAACCGGAGGAAUUGCUCAAGAUUUUGACUAAUGUUUCAAUGAGGAUUAAGCACGAGGUCGAAACUGAUCCACUGCUACAAUCUUGUGGCUUUAACAUCAACAGUUCAUUGGUUCAAGCAGAAGGCCGCGUUCUUCCAGCCCCACGGUUGAAAAAGGGAAAUGGGGAGCAUAUUAUACCUAGAAAUGGUUGGUGGAACAUCAAAGAUAAGGUGAUAGACAUAACUUAA
Molecule: messenger RNA, 1449 nt
Organism: Salvia miltiorrhiza (redroot sage)
Lineage: Eukaryota; Viridiplantae; Streptophyta; Magnoliopsida; Lamiales; Lamiaceae
Product: protein argonaute 4B-like
Exons: 10
Coding region: 1-1449 (482 amino acids)
Biological process (GO): regulatory ncRNA-mediated post-transcriptional gene silencing
Cellular component (GO): cytoplasm
Molecular function (GO): protein binding; RNA binding
Source: RefSeq, a predicted model, not a curated record